Suillus paluster is the source of this 618-nucleotide messenger RNA. RefSeq lists its product as uncharacterized. The transcript has 3 exons. NCBI's taxonomy places the organism in Eukaryota, Fungi, Basidiomycota, Agaricomycetes, Boletales, Suillaceae. Bases 1 to 618 code for a protein of 205 amino acids. The record is from RefSeq and is a predicted model, not a curated record.
AUGCCCAAAACCAAAGCUAAGAUACGGGAAUUAUGUACCGUGACUCCAAGCUUCAUUGUGGCAGCAGCAGGUAUUUUUGUUCUUUCAGGCAACAAAGAGCUAGUCGAGAUUGGCAACAAAUCCCAAAUCUCAUACAAGGAGUACCAUAACUACUACUGUCAAUCUCUGACAACUGGCGGCACCUGGGCAGACAGCAUCUUUACCUUCUUCAAUAAUUCCCUUUUUGCUACUUCUUCCUCUGUGGCUGCUCUAUGCUCAGAUGUCAGGGAUGUGAAUGGUCCGCAUGAUAUGUGGGAAGAGGACUUUGAGCAUGCAAUGGAAAUAGGGGAGGAUGCCCCACUAUCAACUGUCAGUGUGGCCAAAGCACCUAUUCUCAUACCCCAAUCUAUAUCUACAGCUAUGCAAGGUCUUGCUGUGGCAGAUUCAGAGGAUGGCAUUGUUGAGCUACCACCUACAGCUGCACUUAACAAGGGCUCUGAAUUGCAGCCACCUGUCAACAAGCCUAUUAGUGCUCUCGUUCAGAAGCCCAAGCCCAAGCCAAGGCACAAAACCAAGGCUGGGGCUGGUAUUACUGAGGCUUUGUUAGGUGGUGCCAACAAUGAUAUGGCAUUGGUGUGA